UUAGGCUUAUUUAGCGUCAUGGCAGCUAAAAAGCCUGACUAAACGGUUCAAAACGGAAUUUUUCGGCGAAAGUUUGGUAUUCAAAGGGUCAAGACCUGGACUUUAGACUGGCCACCUUCGCCGCCCUUUUUGCCCUAGCCACCCUGACCACCCCAGCCAUCCUUGAAACCCUUGUAACCCUUGCUUUCCCCGCCAGCUUUGCAUCUCUCCGCACGCUCUACCCCACGCCAGCCUCGCCACAUUCGCCAUCCUAGGCACCCCUGCUACCCUGACAACCCUUGCAAUCUUUGCAACCAUGGCGAACCGUUGCCACCCUCGCCACACUUGCGAUCCUCUCCCUCCUUGCAACUCUCGCAACCCUUGCUACGCCCGCCACCCUUCCCACUCUCGUCACUCUUUCCACCCUUGCAACUCUCGCCACCUUUGCCCUCCCUGGCCCUACUCACCACCCUGCUAGACUAAGUCUCGCCACGCUCACCAUCCUUGCCACCCUUUCCAUCCUGGUCAACCUAGCUAAUCUUGCCACCCAAGGCACUCUUACAACCCUUGCAACCUUUCCAGCCCAUAGCACCUUCGCUACCCAUUCUGGAUAAAACGUCAAUAGAACGUCAAAUGAUUUGGUAGACUGUAUGGAAGCUCCGUUUGAAGUGCGGUACAUGUCAACUAUCAUAUAUGAAGAGUGGUACGUAACAAUUAUCAUAUAUGAAGAGCUUGCCCAAGGGAUAAGAAUUCAACAUGGCGCAGGAGGGUACUGCAUGACCCUAGAAUUAGCUCGUCUUUGAUUCAUAUACAGGUCAUUUUUCAGCCAAUGUUUAGGAGCGAAGUUUUGUCAUUAUAUCGCCGAAUAUUUCGAUUAGCCCGGCAAUGGCAAGCCACAACAACAGCAGAUACUGAAGCUGAAAGACAAUACAUUCGAGACGAAGCAAGGAAAUUGUUCCACAAAAACAAGAAAGUUACCAAUCCAGAGGAGAUAAAGCUGUGUAUUCAUGAAGCCAAUGCUCGAAUUGAGAUUGCCCUUCACUAUAGGACACCUUAUCCUAGAAUGAUACAUAUGCCACCUUCAGCUGUGCCAAAAACAAGUACAAAACAAAGGAAGACUCAAGAGCGCAUCAGAAAACAGGCCAAACCUGUUUACAUGCACUCUGACGAUGACAUUGAUAAAUGAAAGGCUUUAUGGGUUGGGGUGCAUUUACACAUGCAGAAUGCUGACAUAGUGCUAUUCUUGUCUGAGAUUCAAGGCUUUUAAUAAGUGGUACUGUUAUGCUGUAUGCAUGGAUGGAUGGACAGCUAAAUGGCCGGAUGCACCAAUGGAUCGACAAAUGGAGGGAAAGACUAAACUGACUGACUUAUUAACAUUCUCAGUGGUAAACCAAUUGAUUGGUUGUAAGAUUGUGUGAUUAAGAGAAUGAAAUUAUUUCAUUCUCUUUACUCAGUCUAGCAUACUCAUUUUGGGUUAAAAAUCAAAACAACACUCAGUAAAGUACUGUGCAAUUCUAAAAUGUUUUAUUCACCUUUAAUUCUAUUUACACACUAAAAAUAAAAAAAUACUUUGCAAACUGCACAAUAAUUCAAAUCCAUACUAUCCUAGCAUGUUUAAGAGUUCACUUUUUGUACAAAUAGUCACAUAACUAUUCAAGUGGCAUUGCCUGUUAUUUAACAUAAGAUACACAGGUAUAAUGUGGCUCACCCUGGCAUUAAUUUCUGGCAACUGAACUGAACUUUAGUCAUUGAAUUCAAUAUGAUGCGAGUGUCACUAGCAAAAAACCAUAAUGAUAAUGCAAUCUCACUGACAAAAAGUAGUAAAUUGGUAUUUCUAGUAUAGGCAUUGGAAGUAUUGUUUUAUGAAAUUCUUGGCACAACUUUGUCUUGGGUUCUAUAAGUGUUAUUGGAGCCACUUUAAAUAAUUUUUGUAACAAACAUAAAAAGGAAAAAAUAGACUGAAGAGUGAUGCUUAUUUAGACAUAAUUUUGAGAUAUACAUGUACAAUGUGGUCUUGGAAUUGUCAAAAGUAAAUAAAUACUAGGAAGUAAAUCAGGGUAAUGGUCAUUAAAGCUAAACAAGAUUGAGUUGUUAUCUUAACAGAAGCUCAAUAAAUAUAGCUUAUUCACUGACAGUGUGCAAGGGACGUACUGUCAUAAUCUCAGCCCUUGGUCUUUUCUAUACAGACCUGCUGUGCUUUAUCCAUACUUUUAAGACCAAGAGGUGACAGUCUUCUAGUUUAGUCCUGAGUAAGCAUACCAGUCAAUAACAGAUUUAUUACAUGGCUUGCCCCAGGCAUUGUCUAAGUUUGCUAUUUUUUUUAUCUAGAUGGCAGACGACUUGCCUGGGCCAUUGCCAUUGGGCAAGUGAGAUUGAAAGGUUACUUGCCCAAAAGGAAAAUGUAGUUGUCCGAGACAAAUUUCUGGCACUUUUUUUGAGCCCUGAAUCAAUAUUUCAAUGUCACUGAACUGGCAUAAUUAAAGAAAAUGGGAGAAACAUUUAACAUUUACCAAGGCAGACAUAAUGCACAUGUAAUUGUAUAACAUCUUUUUUCCUCACAAAAGAUUAAAAAUUAAUAUUUCACACAUCUAACUAGUGUUCAAAAUAUCAUUGCACUUUAUUAAAAAUUUCUUUUUGUGUGAAUAUUUGAUAUAUGAUACAGUGAUUUAUUACAUAAUAACUUAUAGAAUGGAUUGUGUUGCUAACAGUUAUUUUGGAGAUCAGACUUCAAGAAUUUCUCAAUUAAAUGUUGUUGAUUGUAAUAAGUUGUUUUACUUGUUUUACAAGCUAUCAUUGCUGUCAAGAAUAAUUCAAAUUUGGACUGAAAUAAACAACAACUUGAAAAGGUGCACUCUUGAACUCUUCAUCAGAAUUAUGGCCCAAAACUAUGGGUAAACCAAAGUGCAGUAAGUCUCAAAAAACUUUUCAGUCUGAUGUCACACCUCAUUGGUAGCAACACAAAACCAUUCCACGAAAAAUUAUUAGUAAUUAUUUUUUUGGUACAAUGUUAUUGUCACAUAACUAAAAUAAAAGUCAAAUGUCUGCUGCAA
Orbicella faveolata is the source of this 3029-nucleotide messenger RNA. Its product is annotated as LYR motif-containing protein 1-like. Lineage: Eukaryota; Metazoa; Cnidaria; Anthozoa; Scleractinia; Merulinidae. The record is from RefSeq and is a predicted model, not a curated record. Gene Ontology annotation, cellular component: mitochondrion.